Molecule: messenger RNA, 1001 nt
Organism: Rhea pennata
Lineage: Eukaryota; Metazoa; Chordata; Aves; Rheiformes; Rheidae
Gene: SHD
Product: Src homology 2 domain containing transforming protein D
Exons: 6
Molecular function (GO): phosphotyrosine residue binding
Source: RefSeq, a predicted model, not a curated record
AUGGCCAAGUGGCUCCGGGAGUACCUGGGCCGGGGGGCCCGGCGCUCCCCCCCGCGCCCGCCCCAGCCCGACUACAGCGGCGGCGGCGGCGAGCGCCGCCCCGCCGGGGCCCCCCCGCCCGCCGGCCCCGGCCCCGGGGCUGCCCCCCGCGGCCCCGCCGCCUCCCCCCGGCACCGGCUCGUCCGCGUGGGGGGCGCGGGCCCGGGCGGCGGCCCCCGCCGGCGGGAGCAGGGCCCCGGCGAGAGCGAGUACUCGGAGCCCUUCGAGGCGGAGCAGGACCCGGCACCCGAGGGUGGCCGCGAGGAGCCCGGCGAGGCCAAAGGUGGGUGAGGGCCGCGGGGGGGGGGGGGCCGGCGGGUGAGGCCGCGCCGGGGUCCGCAGCUCUACGACACGCCGUACGAGGAGUGGGAGACGGCGGGCGAGGGCGCGGGGCCGGCCGCGGCUCGGGACAGCCGCCUGCCCCGGGACGACGAGCGGCCCGCCGACGAGUACGACCAGCCCUGGGAGUGGAAGAAGGACCACAUCUCCCGGGCGUUCGCAGUGCAGUUCGAGAGCCCUGAGCACUCUCCCAGCCGCCCCAGGGAGCCACCACGGAUGCCCCGGCCCCCCGCAGGCACCAGGCCAGGCUGCCCACCCAGCCCGGGGCGUGUGGACCCCUCGCUGCCCCUGGAGAAGCAGGCGUGGUACCACGGCCCCAUCGGGCGGGCGGGCGCCGAGACGCUGCUGGCGCUGUGCCGCGAGGGCAGCUUCCUGGUGCGGGACUGCGAGACCAGCCCCGACGACUACUCGCUCUCGCUGCGGAGCAGCCAAGGCUUCGUGCACGUGAAGCUCACGCGGACGCGGGAGCGGCACUUUGUGCUGGGGCGCGCGGGGGCCGCCUUCCCCUCGGUGCCCGAGGCCGUGCGGCACUACACGGCGCGGGCGCUGCCCGUCCGCGGCGCCCGCCACCUCUCCCUGCUCUACCCCGUCGCCGCGCAGCCCCUGUGAGCCUGGCGCCGUGU